AUGGCUUCCCCUAACGACCAACGGACGAGCUUUGCGAGAGUCAAGGACAUCUUCUUGGCUCCGGUCCUCUCCUGCUGCGGUGCACGCAAGAAACCUGCGCAGCCCAUCGAGAUUCAUCCACCAAAAGAUUUCCGCCGGAUGGAAAUCAGAUUUGACGGGUUGACACCUGAGCAAGAAGCCUUUCUCCGCGAAAAAGCCUUCCUCGACACGCUCCCCCCCACGCCUCCCCUCCCGAUCCUCUCCCCCUCGCUCCCAGGCACCGCAACGCCACCCACACCCACCGCCACCACGACCAACCCAUUCUUCACACACAGCAACAUCUCGUGCUACUUUGACCAACAACCUCACCACAAGCAGCACCCCGACCGUACCCAUCACGCCUCCACAACCCACAGAAACAACACCUACACCUCCUGCUCCGCACCCCACCUCUCCACCAACACCACCACCACCACCCCACCAACCAGCGGAACACCCAACCACAACAACUACCCCCCCUACUCCGUCCCGCACCUCCCCACCGCCGCCACAUCCACAUCCACAUCCUCCACCAUCUCCCCCCUCCCCAGCGCCGUCAUCGCCGCCGCCGCCCAUGCCGCCGCUUCCACCACCACAACCACCACCACCAGCAGCAGCCCUUCGAAGCGCCAAUCCCGCCGCUUCUCCGCCAUCAACAUCCUCCGCGGCAGCUGGAACAACUCGCACCCGGUCUCGCCCGAGGAGGCCGCCAUGACGUCGGAGAGCAGGGGCAGCAGCUGCCACCACCUGACGACGACGACAAACACGUCGUCGUCGAGGACGUCGUCGACGAUGCCUUCGCCGUUGCAUCAGCAUCAGCAGCAGCAUCAGCAGCAGCAGCGGAGGGUGAGGAAGUUGAGGCGGUUGUCGGGGGCGGGGGCGGGGGCGGGGGCGUGGGCGGGCGGGUUGGGGGGUGCUGCUGCUGUGGGCGCGGUGUCGGAGGUGGAUAUGGAGGAGAGGAGGAGGGGGAAGUGGGGGUUUGUGGGGCAGGGGUUGGAGUGGGAGAGGGGGGGUGGGAUGGAUCAUGGAGGAGGAGGAGACGGUGGUGGUGGUGGGUUUUAUAAAGGGGGGUCGGAGAGGCGGGGGGCUGUGAGUGGCGAAGGUGGGAGGGGGCCGGGAGGUGGUGGUGGGCUACAUGAAGCGAAGAGCUUGGAGAGCUUGGGGAGGGAUUCGGAAGUCACGUUGGGUGGGUCGGGGUGUGGUUGUGGGGCUAAAGAGUGA
Molecule: messenger RNA, 1239 nt
Organism: Diplodia corticola
Lineage: Eukaryota; Fungi; Ascomycota; Dothideomycetes; Botryosphaeriales; Botryosphaeriaceae
Exons: 3
Coding region: 1-1239 (412 amino acids)
Source: RefSeq, a predicted model, not a curated record